GCAGCGUUCUCCGCCGCCCGGUCCGCUUUUGUCUGCGCCGCUCGGGGAAGCGGUCGCCUCGGAGCCUUUUCACUUUUCAGGCCAUCUUGUGCCUGGGCCGUGUCGUCUGCACAGGACCCGGGGGUCGGAGGCACUGGAGGGCGCUGCGGUGUAUGGAGCUCGGGGCGGGGGCUGAGCCCGCGAUCUUGCCCCUCGCGCGCCGCCCAGGCCAUGCCACUGCCUCUGCGCGCCGAGCCGCGGCCGCCGGGCCUCCGGGGCUGAGCCGGGAGCCGCGGGAGGCGGCGGGGCCGGAGCGGGGGCCGCGGCGGCGGCGCGGGCGCGGGACCCAGUACUAUGGCUGUGUACUGCUAUGCGCUCAACAGCCUGGUGAUCAUGAAUAGCGCCAACCAGGUGCGGAGCGGCGCCCCCCGGCCCGGCAGCAGCGAGACGCCCCCGCCGCCGGGGAGCGCCACCCUGAGCCCCGGCAGCGUGUUCAGCCCCGGGAGGGACGCCUCUUUCCUCUUCCCCCCGACCGAGUCGUCGUCGCCCGAGGAGCCGGGGAGCCCCCGGGGCUGGCGGAGCGGCCGGCGCCGGCUGAACAGCAGCAGCGGCGGCAGCGGCAGCAGCGGCGUGAGCAGCCCGAGUUGGGCGGGUCGCCCGCGAGGGGACGGGCAGCAGGGCGCGGCCGCCGGCGCCCGCAGCCCCCCGGGGCCGGAGGAGGCCCAGAGGAAGCUGCGCGUCCUGCAGCGCGAGUUGCAGAACGUGCAGGUGAACCAGAAGGUGGACCUGUUCGAGGCGCACAUCCAGGCGCAGAGCUCCGCCAUGCCCGCGCCCCGCAGCCCGCGCCUGGCCCGGGCGCGAUCGCCCUCCCCGAGCCCCUUCCGCAGCAGCAGCCAGCCCCCGGGCAGGGCCCUGGCUCAGAGCGUGGGCCGGAGGACCAAGUCCUGGGGGGAGCGAUGCCCAGAGACCUCGGAGGCCGACCCCGCCAGGAGCGCCGGGGCUCCCAGCCCAAGCCUCUCCAAGGACCAGGAGGGAGUGGCACCUCUUCCCUGCCCGGCCUCCCUGCCGGGCUCCGGGGCUCAGGGCACAGCCCUUUCGGUGAGAAUGGAGGAGGGGGUCCCUGCCCGCCCCCCCUGUGGCUCACCGUCCGCGAUGGAGAUUGACAAGAGGGUCUCCGCUCUGGAAACUCCGAGCUGCCCAGCUCCCUCGUUGGGCCAGGUCGGAGCGAACUCCUUGAUGGAAGUGGCAGCUAGAGCCACGUCCCCUGGGCCGCACCACCCGCAGGACCCUGCCCUCUCGGAGCUGCGGGAGAAGCCCCGGGGUGUGCAUCCCCCGUCACCCCCGGCCGCCCCGGUGGAGGGUAAGGGGCCGGCUCUGGGCGGUGAGAGGAGCCCAGCCCCAGAGGGCGGCGGGCCCGGCGGUGGAGAGCCCCCUGGGACGGCGGGGAAAGGCCAUCUGCCCUGUGGCCAGCCGGGCUCCGGGCAUCCCGAAGCGGGCGCCAGGCCGGAGGAGAGGACUGUGGACGCGCAAAGCGCAGGGGAUGUGGGCUUGGUAGGGCCCGGGGUGACCCCGAGUGCGGCCCCGGCGGCCCGGGAGCCUCCGCAGUGCUCCAGCCGAGUGGAUGAAGGGUCUCCGCCGCUGGGCUUGCUUGGGGGCAGCCGCGCCGCACAGCCGGGUGCAGGGGAGGCCGAGGCAGGAAUUCCCGGUGGCGGAAUGCUGGAACCUUUGCCCUGUUGGGAAGCAGCGAAAGAUGUGAAAGGACCUCAGUGCCUCCCUGCGGACGGGGUGGGCGUGCAGCCUGGGAGCUCCAGGGCUUGGCUGAGCCCCAUGGAGGAAGCCUGCCUGGCCUGGACUUGCAGCCUGGGGGUACCAGCCCAGGGGACUUGGGGAAGCCCCCCGAAAGACAGAGCCACCCACUCCGGCCCAGAGCUGCUCUCCCCGGAGCAGGAGGACAAGCCUUUGCUGCGGGAGGCCUGCAGCCCCGGCAAUAUCCCCGCCGUCAUCAUUACAGACAUGGGUGCCCAGGAGGAUGGGGUGUUGGAGGAGGCCCAGGGCAGCCCGCUGGGCAUCCUGCCCCUGCGGAAGCUGUCCUCUUCCUCGGCCUCCUCCGCCGGCUUCUCCUCCUCCUACGAGGACUCGGAGGAGGACAUCUCCAGCGACCCCGAGCGCUGCCUGGACCCCAGCGCCGCCUUCCUGCACACCCUGGACCAGCAGAAGCCCAGAGUGAGCAAAUCAUGGAGGAAGAUAAAGAACAUGGUGCACUGGUCUCCCUUCGUCAUGUCCUUCAAGAAGAAGUACCCCUGGAUCCAGCUGGCGGGACACGCAGGGAGUUUCAAGGCGGCUGCCAACGGCCGGAUCCUGAAGAAGCACUGUGAGUCGGAGCAGCGCUGCCUGGACCGGCUGAUGGCCGACGUGCUGAAGCCCUACGUGCCGGCCUAUCACGGGGACGUGGUGAAGGACGGGGAGCGCUACAACCAGAUGGACGACCUGCUGGCCGACUUCGACUCGCCUUGCGUGAUGGACUGCAAGAUGGGCGUCAGGACCUACCUGGAGGAGGAGCUGACCAAGGCCCGGAAGAAGCCCAGCCUGCGGAAGGACAUGUACCAGAAGAUGGUCGAGGUGGACCCCACGGCCCCGACCGAGGAGGAGAACGCCCAGCGGGCCGUGACCAAGCCCCGGUACAUGCAGUGGAGGGAGACCAUCAGCUCCACGGCCACCCUCGGCUUCCGGAUCGAAGGCAUCAAGAAAGAAGACGGCUCGGUGAACCGGGACUUCAAGAAGACCAAGACGCGGGAGCAGGUCACCGAGGCCUUCAGAGAGUUCACCAAGGGGAACCCUAAUGUCCUGAUCGCCUACCGGGACCGGCUGAAGGACAUCCGGGCCACCCUGGAGGUGUCCCCCUUCUUCAAGGGCCACGAGGUCAUCGGCAGCUCGCUGCUCUUCAUUCACGACAAGAGGGAGCAGGCCAAGGUGUGGAUGAUCGACUUUGGGAAAACCACGCCCCUGCCCGAGGGCCAGGCCCUGAAGCACGACGUCCCCUGGCAGGAAGGGAACCGGGAGGACGGCUACCUCUCGGGCCUGAACAACCUCAUCGACAUCCUGACGGAGAUGUGCCCGGGCCCCGGCGCCCCUGUGGCCUGAGCCGCCGGCCCGCCUCCCCCCGCCUGGCCUCCCUCCUCCCCCUCCCGCCUUCUCCUCCUGCGCGUUCUUUCACGUCCACCGGGGUGCCAGCCAGAACUGACCCUCCAACUGCACUACAAGACACUCUGCAGAGGAGACGAGGCUUUCUAGUUCUUUUCCUACUGAAGGGCUUUGGCGCUGGGCUCCCAUUUCUCUCCGUAAGCAGGUCUCCUUCUAGAAGCGCAGUGCCCACGCCAGGCUCCGCUGCCCGCUGCCCCCGGGGGAGGUCAGUUGGGCUUCCAUCUGGCGGGAGGCUCGGGGCCCGGGGUGCCGCGCCUCCGGGUGGGCUACCUGUGGGCGCUUGCUGCCCCCUGGUGGCCAAUGCCAUUAGUGCCGCUGCCCAGCACAGCCAGUCUGCCCAUCCUCCCGGGCCCGCUGGGGCUGUAAGAGCCUGUUUCAGCGGCUGCCUGGUGCCCGGCUCUCUCGUGUUUGGGGCACAGAACCACCGGGAACGCGUGUCGGCCCUGAGUAGAGCACCUCCGAUGAGCAGCCGGGGCUCCAGGACGUGUGGGGCCUUCAUGGUCCCUUUGCGGUCGGUGUUGAACUCCUCCAGCGUUGGGCCGGGCCCGGGAGCCAGGAGCAGGCUGUGCCCCCGGGUGUUGCCUCCCCAGUUCUUCCAUCUGCGGUUCUCGCCCAUGACUUCAGAGCUUCCAGGCCGCCGCCCACCCUGAGCCAAUUGUGCUGCCCACUGCCCCCUGGCCUGUGUGACAUGCCGGGGGUGGGCCAGGGCCAGGCAGCCCGGGGGAGAGAGACCUGCAUCGGACACGCCUGCCCUCACCACUCCCCCCUCCCGGGUGGCACUUGGUGGCCCUGCCUGCUCGCCGGGGUUCUCUCGUGAGGCCCCGAGUCUCCUGCAGCUCUGGGCAGGGUUCAGGCCAGCCCUGGGCAGGGAGGAAGCCGCAGGAAGCCGGCCCCUGGCAUCUGUUUUCCCCCCUGAAAUAGGUCUUACAUCCUGAAGGGCUGAGCCCUGUACUUCCCGUGUGGUGUGGGCAGGUCCGGGGCACAUGUGGCGCUGGGUGUGCCAGCAUCUCUUCCUGGGGACCAGGUCGCUGGAAGGCUGGUGGGGACCCAGCUGUGAGCCUUAUUCUAAUUGUAAAGCAAGUGAGCGUGUAUCACCGAGAGGGGUGUGAAACUUGCGUGACUUUUGAAGGCAGAGUCCCGGCUGUGGCCAUGUAGAGCAGUGCCCCGGGGCCCCCCUUGUUGUUGGGGGAGAGUUGGGGAGCAGGCCAGCAGCCACUGGGGCCAGCUCCUCCACGGAGCGCAGCUUCGGGGACACGUGGAGACCGUGGUGCGCCCAGGUGUGCGUACCUGCAGGGACCGACCCAGAGGAGGGCUCCCCGUCACCCGGGGCCUCGGGGGGAGCUGUCAGCUUCGCCCACAUGACACGGUUCCCCUUUCACGCUGGGUUAGUGACAGUUGGUGGGGGCGGAGGGUGGGGCGCGAGGAUGUAGAAGUUCAGAUUUUAAAAAAGGAAAUCACUUUUCAACUUCCUGGCUCUUGUUCAAAACAGGGGUGAGCUCUGGUGUGGGCCGACCUGCUAAAGGUCGCACCCCCGCCCCACCACCUGGUGAUGGGCACGUGAACCAGGAGGCUGAGCCCCAGCCGUGUCCGGGGGGGUAGGGGGUGGGGGGGGCUCACUAAGGCAGCCGCCAGGGCUCUAAGCUGCGGGCUGGCCAGCAGUGACCUCCUGUCUAGGACGAGUUUGUUAUCCAGCACAUUCCUGCUAUGAACAAAGCGCCUGGGACCAGCGUCCCUACUAAGAGAACGAGGAGCACUUUAGCGGCAGCAGCGGCUGCAGACGCUGCGCUGAUGGGCAAGGGGUGGUUAGUGAAGGACCCGGCUGCUCGGCAGUCCUGGGCUUUGUGGCAUUUACGUGUGAAAUUGGCAUCUUUUCAGGGCUGUGCCUUUAGGGGCGGGUCUGUAUUUACUGUGCUAGUUCCCUUCCAGCACCUCCUCUCUCACCCUUUUCCCCUCUGACCUCCCACCUCCUUCCACGACCCUGGAGUGAAUUUCCCAGGAGCUCCCCCCGGGCUGUCUGAAUGGCCUUCCCCACCCAGCCCGGUGCAGGCCUGGACCCUGGGGCUGGCCACGCCGGUGCGAGGGGGAGCAUCCUCCCUGCCUGUCCUGCCCUCACCCCCUCCCCCUGCAUUCUUGGGGUUCAAUACUGCUUGGCCUUCGAGGAAGGUUUUCUCACCCGCUCGGCCCGGGCUUGCCUUGAGAGUCAUGUAAGAAGUUUUAAGUUAUAUUUAUUUUGUUGUUGUUGUUAAUUGCACAAAACACUAAGACUGAGGCUGGAUCUGUGUCUCCUCUAAGCUCCGCCUUCUUCCUGAACCUCCUUUCCUGCUGGGGGGAGCCCGGAUGCAGCCCCCCCCCCCCCAGCCUCAUUAGCUGUAUUUAGCUUUGAAUUCCUCUGCGUCCACCCGGUCACCCCUUGUGUAUACAUAACCCAGCCUUCCCGGGAAGGAGCAGAGUGUCGCCGAGCCAGUGCCUUUUCUCUGGAGGGGAGGACGCCCCGAGGGGUCUCCUGCCCUCUGCACCCCGCUCCCCGAGUCACCGUGGAGAACACUGAACUGUUACAACCCGCACAGGCCUGUCAGACAGGCUGCCGCGCUCUGUACCUUCCUAAUAAAGGCCUGGAGACCACC
Molecule: messenger RNA, 5804 nt
Organism: Myotis myotis
Lineage: Eukaryota; Metazoa; Chordata; Mammalia; Chiroptera; Vespertilionidae
Gene: ITPKB
Product: inositol-trisphosphate 3-kinase B
Exons: 8
Coding region: 334-3120 (928 amino acids)
Biological process (GO): inositol phosphate biosynthetic process
Cellular component (GO): nucleus; cytoplasm
Molecular function (GO): inositol-1,4,5-trisphosphate 3-kinase activity; inositol tetrakisphosphate kinase activity
Source: RefSeq, a predicted model, not a curated record